AUGCACGCCUCUCUCGUUCGUCGCCAGCUCGGCGGUCUAGUCCCGCCAAAAGUUGCUAGCCCAACUAUUCUGUCGUCCGGAUCGGGAGCCUCGCUCUCGCCCCUGGUCGAGUUCUACUCCAAGCUUCCCAAGGGCUCGGCAUCCGUGAAGGCGAGCGGCAUCAAGGGCCGGUUCUUCAACGGCAAGAAUGCCUCCGGCGCACCGUUGGUCUGGACUAUCCUGGGCAUCUUCACCCUUGGUUACACCAUCGACUACCAGAUGCACCUCAAGCAUCACAAGAACCACGCGCACUGA
Molecule: messenger RNA, 294 nt
Organism: Punctularia strigosozonata HHB-11173 SS5
Lineage: Eukaryota; Fungi; Basidiomycota; Agaricomycetes; Corticiales; Punctulariaceae
Exons: 4
Coding region: 1-294 (97 amino acids)
Biological process (GO): proton motive force-driven ATP synthesis
Source: RefSeq, a predicted model, not a curated record